This is a messenger RNA of Funneliformis caledonium, 303 nucleotides long. Lineage: Eukaryota; Fungi; Glomeromycota; Glomeromycetes; Glomerales; Glomeraceae. The record is from the annotation of a GenBank genome assembly.
AUGUCCAGGAUAUCAAUCUCUAGACGCCAGGUAGAAGGUACCCUGACUCGCAUACAACGCUUCGUCCAACAAUAUAGACACCGUAUCCGUGAUGGCAACACACUUGAUGAUUUUAUUCAGCGUGCAUGGCUGCCCGACAGUAAAGCAACAACUAUUUCACCAUCGCACCCGAUGCACAACGUCACCGUGAUCGUGGGAGCCCUUGUCCCGCCUAAGGCACUUGUUCGUGCAUAUGUCAACAGGGAUAAACAACAAAUUCAUAUUUAUGAACUCAAUGAACUUAUGCCUACCAACUGGAAUUAA